Molecule: messenger RNA, 1180 nt
Organism: Lycium ferocissimum
Lineage: Eukaryota; Viridiplantae; Streptophyta; Magnoliopsida; Solanales; Solanaceae
Product: vacuolar protein sorting-associated protein 20 homolog 2-like
Exons: 6
Coding region: 145-828 (227 amino acids)
Biological process (GO): vesicle budding from membrane; late endosome to vacuole transport via multivesicular body sorting pathway
Cellular component (GO): multivesicular body; ESCRT III complex
Source: RefSeq, a predicted model, not a curated record
AAAGGAGGGGUACAUAACAUUUUGGAGCAAAGGGUUUUGCUCUAGACAUGCAAAACCUCCCAAUUAUAGCAGAUUCUUCUUUUUUCAAACAAAAAAUUCAUUCUUUUUUCUAGCCUUUGAAAUUCUGUUUGUUAAAUUUGGAAGAUGGGAAAUUUGUUUGUGAAGAAACCAAAGAUCACUGAAGUAGAUAAAGCAAUUCUAUCUUUGAAGACCCAAAGGCGUAAGCUUGCUCAGUAUCAACAACAGUUGGAGGAUGUUAUUGAAGCUGAAAAACAAGCUGCAAAGGACUUGCUGCGUGAAAAGAAGAAAGAUAGAGCCCUUUUAGCAUUAAAAAAGAAAAAAGUGCAAGAAGAAUUAUUAAAGCAAGUUGAUGUUUGGCUCAUAAAUGUUGAGCAGCAAUUGGCAGAUAUAGAACUGACAAGCAAGCAAACGGCUGUGUUCGAGAGUUUGAAAACGGGAAAUAAUGCAAUUAAAGCAAUACAAAGUGAGAUCAACCUAGAGGAUGUUCAAAAGUUAAUGGAUGAUACAGCUGAGGCAAAAGCUUAUCAAGAUGAAAUUAAUGCAGUUCUUGGAGAGAAGCUAUCUGCAGAAGAUGAAGAGGAAGUUUUAACAGAAUUUGAGAAUCUGGAAUCUCAGUUAUCUGUGCAAGAUUUGCCAGAAGUUCCUUCUGCAUCACCAUCUGCUGAAAAUGUGGAAGAGAAAUUGGAUCUUCCUGAUGUACCUACAAAAACUCCAGUCAUUGCGGAUGCUGUUAAUGAGGAUGCUCAAGAUACUUCAGCUGGGAUUACUGAGCGGAAAAAAGUUAUGGAGGAACCAUUACCUGCAUGAUCACUUGUGUCUUGGUUCAUAAUGUCAAGUUUUGCGACGCUAUUAAGUCCUUUUUAAAUGAAAAACGAUUUCUAACUUUAUGUAACAUGUACAGUCGUCCUUCGGUUAUUUUUUUGAAGGUUUCUGUAUUCUCUCUUGUGACUGUACAGAUCUAUUUCAGAGAUCAUAUUCGAGAUAUCAUAUUUGUACAGUGUUCUCCAUCAUGUAGACGUAUUCUUGGUCGUUGACCAGUAUUGUUCAUUGUUGCGUGUGAGCAAUCUCCCUUCUGUUUAUCUUGAUACUAUGCACUGAAGCUAACUGGUUCUUCUUGGAUUUGAUACUGAUAUAUCUUAAUCAGCAAUUAUUCAACUAA